Messenger RNA from Symbiodinium necroappetens, 1386 nucleotides. The record is from the annotation of a GenBank genome assembly. Lineage: Eukaryota; Dinophyceae; Suessiales; Symbiodiniaceae.
AUGGUGCUUCUGGACGUAAAGAGAUCGGAGAAGAAGAAUGAGUUCAUGUACGAGACAACAGUGAAGGCCAAUGUUGGAGACCUCUUGAAAGAACUCUGCGAGCUUCACAACAUGAGGCUCAAAGUCCAGAGGCUCUCCCUUGCAUGCAAGGAGCUGGCGAAGCACGGGCCCCUGAGACCGGAGGAAACUCGAGGAAUCUCCGAGGACCUCAGCAAAGUCACUGAGCUAGACGUGAAUGCGUAUGGGCAGCCUACUAGACCGGAUGAGUCUGGCUUUCGCACGGGAGUUCCUCCCCCGCCCGAGGUGGCCGACGUGCUGACCCGCACAGCAGAGGAAGCCGCGGCUGCGGUGGCCUCCGAGCUGGUGACGCAGCGAAAGUGUGUUGAUAAGAAGGUGUGCCAGACGCAGAUUGACAACAUGCGCGGUGCCGUCAUGAUUGCGUAUCCUGCUUUCCAUCGCUUGCCUAUUUAUGCUGGAGACAGGCAGCAGUUGGAACCCGUCGCCCCGGGUGGCACGGCGAAUGGUAAAUCGAAUGACCUCGUGCAGCAGAUGUCAGUGCAGGACUUCUCCGGGUGUUGCUCCACGCUUAUGCAGGACAUGAAACUUACGGAGCAGAAGGAUCUGUUGCCGCUGCUCGUUGGCGUUCUGCAGCAUGUUGGAAAUGCAGAGUUUGCUCACGGCAAUGCACCAAAGAAGCGCAGCGGGGCGUUCAGCAAGUCCGUGAAAGUUGCCUUGGAUGAGGCAGAAAAGGUGGAGGAGUGCGAGUCCUUUAGAAGGCUACGCCGUGCGGCGCUCACUUCCGAUGCGAGGUAUUUGUUCCAGCAGGAGCUGAGCAGCAAGGACUGCGACCUGCACCAAGUCGAUGAGGUACUGCUUCAGGAGUUGGAGCCAACUCUGCUGAGAUUCGGAUUCCCGGUCAGCCAGGCUGGGGUUCAUGAUGCCCUGCAAGUUCUGAGUGAGCAGCACGUGGUCAAGACGUGCGAAGCGGAUGACGAUCCUGUACGCCAAGAGCUCGAGGACCGGGAGGAGCUUGACGGAGCGUCGGAGUUGCAGUGCGUGCUCGAGCCUGCCCAGACUAACUUGUGGUGGGCUGGAAAGGAGCUCAGGAUGGACCAGACGCUGGAGCAGUAUGUUGGCAAGAAUGAAAAGACGAAGAUCGUCGCAAAGCUUGCUCCGAAAGCCUCUGGAGCUCCCGUGCGGGAGCCGCGAAUAGACGAGAACACGCACAAGGCGAUGAUGGCCCAUUACUACCGAAAGCAGGAGGAGAGCAAGAAGCUCCAGGACGACGAGGACGACUCGUACCUGGAUUCGGAGUGGGCCAACCCGAAGGCUCUGAAGAGUGCCUUGGUUGGCGGCGGAAGGCCCAUCUCCUGGAAAACAAGAUGA